AUGGCCAUUGUGGCCCUUUUUGUCGGCAUUGGCGUACCGUCCGACGUGCAUGGGGAGGACUCGCAGCUCGCUUUUCCUACGGCCGGCUUGGUCACAAGCACCGAUGCCAAGGACAGCCCCUUCCAAGACCUGCUAUCAGUAGCUACAUGUGCAUCUUACGGCACGGCAUCACAGGCGGGCAUCUCCGAAGUGGCGUACAUGCCUGCGCGCAAUAGAGAGUCUGGCACAAGAAACGCCGCCACCGUGACCACGACCGCGGGCCACCCCUGGUCGCUUGCUGAGAAGCUGGACGCGGGUAUCGACCGGUUUGAGGGCAAUACCGUCGGAGUUGGGCGUGGCUCCUCAGGACAGCCUGCUGUGAACGUUAACCGCGAGAUUGUUCGUAUCAGUGCCGUUUUGAUACAGUCAUCCUAGGACUUCGAUGGUGCAUUCGAAUUGGAGAUGUGUGUACCCUGGAGCGGGUGCAGUAUGCGGAC
Molecule: messenger RNA, 476 nt
Organism: Phanerochaete carnosa HHB-10118-sp
Lineage: Eukaryota; Fungi; Basidiomycota; Agaricomycetes; Polyporales; Phanerochaetaceae
Exons: 3
Coding region: 1-414 (137 amino acids)
Source: RefSeq, a predicted model, not a curated record